Molecule: messenger RNA, 1945 nt
Organism: Nicotiana tabacum (common tobacco)
Lineage: Eukaryota; Viridiplantae; Streptophyta; Magnoliopsida; Solanales; Solanaceae
Product: protein trichome birefringence-like 35
Cellular component (GO): Golgi apparatus
Molecular function (GO): O-acetyltransferase activity
Source: RefSeq, a predicted model, not a curated record
CCAAAUACAUUAGUCAAUCAAUAUUCUUCAUUCCUCUCUCUCUCUCUCUCUCUCUCUCACACACACACACACAAAAUGCAGAAAUGGCCGAAGAAGAGAACACAGUAUCCUCUCAUAGCGCUCAUCUUCUUCGUCUUCAUAGUUUUCUCUAUCCUCUAUAAUGAAAGUAGCAUUCAAGAAAUUCAUUCCAAACACACCCUCCCAAGAAUUCCUCCAGUGCCUUUGGAUAAAUCAAGUGCUUGCCAGUCCACUGUGAAGUAUAGUGGAAAGAGAGCUGAAUGGGAUAGCUUCAAACCGGAGAUUAGUGGCCGAAGAGAAAUGCCGGAGACAUGUGAUUAUUUUUCAGGGGAAUGGGUGUUUGAUAAUAGUUCAUAUCCACUGUAUAAAGAUUCGGAUUGUCCUUAUAUGUCUGAUCAAUUGGCGUGCCACAAGCAUGGCCGACAAGAUCUGGACUACCAGUACUGGAGAUGGCAACCUCACCACUGCAAUUUGAAGAGGUGGAAUGUGACUGAAAUGUGGGAGAAAUUAAGAGGGAAAAGACUAAUGUUUGUGGGAGACUCACUGAAUAGAGGACAGUGGAUAUCGAUGGUGUGUCUUUUGCAAUCUGUUAUUCCUGCUGAGAAGAAGUUCAUGACACCACAGGCUCACCUUUCAAUAUUUAGAGCAGAGGAAUACAAUGCCAGCAUAGAGUUUCUUUGGGCGCCACUUCUUGUCGAAUCAAAUUCUGAUGAUCCUGUUGAUCACAGACUGCCUGAGCGAAUACUUCGUCCUGAUUCACUUCUUAGGCAUUCAUCAGAAUGGAUGCACGCUGAUAUAUUAGUCUUCAAUUCAUAUCUUUGGUGGAGACAGGGCCCUGUUAAGUUAUUAUGGAGUAGCGAAGAAAAUGGAGUUUGUGAGGAAAUAGAUGGGUUGGGAGGCAUGGAGUUAGCUAUGGAAGCAUGGGCAAAGUGGGUGGAUUCCAAUGUUGAUCGCGCGAAGAAGGUCUUUUUUGUCACUAUGUCCCCUACGCAUUUCACGAAACAAGAAUGGGAACCAGGAAGCGAAGGAAACUGCUACGACGAGAAGCUUCCAAUAAAGAAUGGAACAUACUGGGGUAUAGAUUCUGACUUUCCCACAAUGCAGAUGGUUGAAAGGAUACUGGCCAAGUUGGGCUCAAAGGUUAAUGUUCUCAACAUUACUCAGCUUUCAGAAUAUAGGAAAGACGGCCACCCUUCCAUAUAUCGUAAGUUUUGGGAGACGCUGACUCCUGAGAAAUUAGCAGAUCCUGCAAGUUACUCGGAUUGCAUCCAUUGGUGCUUGCCUGGCGUUCCUGAUGUAUGGAACGAGCUGCUAUUUCAAUUUUUGUGAAAAAAACAGGUGCACUUUGUAAGUAAUCUUUCCACUAUCAUAGGAGAAAAGAAAAGUUCACACCUUAACGUAAUGUACAUCUCGAAUGAGCACGCCCUUAUUUCUACUGUUAGUAUUGAAGCAAAAUCUUGAACCUCAAGGUAAACCAAUUGCAGAGUGAAGAGAUGAUGCUUCUUUCGUUUGAGUUUCACUUUGAUAGUUUGGUGAUUCUCAAUAACAAUGCUGCUGGGAGAUAGCAAGUACCCGUUGAAAUAGUUGAAGUAUGUUCAAACUAGCGGAUAUCAGCCUUAUAGAAAAAAGUCGUUCUUCUGUUUUGCUCGAAAUUUUGUUUAAAUGAGUGUAUACCAUGAACCACAGUUGGGGGAAUUCAAAUUAGAAUGUAUGAACUUCGCGAAGAGUAUCAAAAGCUCAUUAGCAGCAAGUCAAUUCAGUAAAUUGAGGUUCGUGAGCUUAGCCCAAAGCCACUAGCCAAGUCAAUGCAUGAAAGAGUGUAUUCUAGACCUGCAGUAUGAGCAUUCUUGUAUCUUCUAAUCUGCUAAUAUGUUUAGUAAUUAUGCUACUCUGGCUAAUACUUUAGCAUUGAACUUGGGAAUAUUCA